Peromyscus eremicus (cactus mouse) is the source of this 1492-nucleotide messenger RNA. RefSeq names its product endothelium and lymphocyte associated ASCH domain 2 (gene Eola2). The transcript is spliced from 3 exons. Bases 752 to 1267 code for a protein of 171 amino acids. The record is from RefSeq and is a predicted model, not a curated record. NCBI's taxonomy places the organism in Eukaryota, Metazoa, Chordata, Mammalia, Rodentia, Cricetidae.
UGAAGAGACCCACAGCAGGCAAAGGACGGGUAAUCUCUGAGUGAGAGCCUGUGAGCUUUCCCCCAUCCCAAUUGAAAAUGCCCCAGGCUCCGGCUUCCCCGACUGUGCAACUAACUCAUAACCCAUGCAAGGCCAUCUCAAAGCUAGUCUAGCCCAAGGCUGAUCUUUGUCUGCCCCAUCUUGCCAGCAUCUCACAGUUUCUCCGAAGUGUGGAUGCAGGCACAUGGAAACCAUGUAUGCUGCUCCACAGGCACCAGUCCCUCCUUACUUUUAGGCUAUGAACUGAGACCCCAGACUGUGAGGGGUGCCGAUCUGUGGCUCUUGUUACUAUGCCCAGUUUCAUCUACCAGAUAACAUUGAGAGCACUGGGAUUCAGUACACCUGAACAUUUCCAUGCAAACACAUUCUGUGUGGCAUUGUUUUCCUCCUGUUAGAUCGUGCAUGCUUGGCUUAAUAAUGGGAACCACUUGCAGAAUUAACUUUCUAUAUCAGGUGGUCCUUGUCCCAGUCAGAAAGGGACCUUGAACCAAGCUUUGAGUGAGAUGCACGUGUGUGUUCUCUGUAAGGCCAGCUGUAGUUCUUGUUGAUCUCUAAAACUUGCUGAGUAGAAGCCUUUCCUGUUGCCAGUAGCCAACAUAACUAUCUUUUACUUGAUGUUUUCCUUAUCUACCUUCUGCUUGUGCAAGUGGAGAAGCAGAGACAAGCCAAGGAGAGCCGCUUCUUCAUCCACAGAACAGGCACAUAAAGGAAAAUGAAGUUUUCCUGCCUCUCCUUCCGGCAGCCCUAUGCUGGUUUAAUCUUAAAUGGAGUCAAGACUCUUGAGACACGUUGGCGUCCCCUAUUGAGGAGCCAUCAGAAAUGUACCAUCGCCAUCCACAUUGCUCACAGGGACUGGGAAGAUGAUGCCUGGCAGGAGGUGCUCGUAGAGAGGUUGGGAAUGACCCUGACACAGAUUCAGACCUUACUACAGGAAGGAGAAAAAUAUGGCAGAGGCGUGAUAGCUGGACUUGUUGACAUUGGAGAGACUUUGCAGUGUCCAGAAACUUUACCUGCCAAUGAGGUUGUAGAACUGGAAACACAAGCUGUGCUAACCAACCUGCAGCAGAAGUACCUGACUCCAAUUUCAAACCCCAGAUGGUUACUAGAGCCCAUACCUAGAAAAGGGGGGAAGGAUAUAUUCCAGGUAGAUAUCCCAGAGCACCUGAUCCCUCCGGGGAAGGGGUGGAGCAGUGAAUGCUCUAGAGAACAGUGCCAAGAAAACAAGUAAAUAAUGGCCCUGCCAUUAGUCCAUCAUAGUAUAAACCUCUAAAUAUCACGGUGACUCGAAACCAUUGCUGCCAUGUAGACCACAGCCCACUCUAUGCUAUUCCCAGACUCAGACUGCUAUGCUCUCAAUGACAGGGAUAGCAGUGAGGACUUCCCAUCUACUGUGGCUAUGUCAUUGAGAUGCAAAACCUCAAGAACCUUGGCCUUUAUAGAAAAGGAAAACUGC